AACGGCUUGGGUGGAGUGGCGCUGCGAGCGGCGGCGGCGACGCGAACUAGCCGAGCUCUAACGACAAGAAUUAUUUAUUGAAGGGCGCAGCAAAAUGGCCGACGAAGAGUACAACAGGAAGCUGGAGAGCCUCCAGCAGUAUAUCCCGUUCCUGAAUAACAUGAUCGCGCAGCUGAAGGACCCCAGGAAGAAGAACAGGGAGCAGCAGCUGGCGAAGAUGGUGUCCUUGCAUUCGAUGAUCACGGACAAAAAGAAAAAGCUAAAACUCGAAACCCUCUCAAAAUGCGAAGACGUCAUCCUCAAACUCUACGAAAAAGUGAAAUCGGGCUCGCACUCGCAGGGGUCAAAACCGGCGUUCGCGCCUCCCGCGUGCCCCAUGUCGCCCAUCACCCCCUCGAGCCCCAGCCCUCCGCGCGACAUCCCCAAAACCAAGCCCGUCGUCAUCCCCACGGAGAAGAUUUCGGACCGAACGGAACGCGACACCCAGCUGUGUCAACCUAGUAGCAGCUUCAUGCAUAGAAUAGACAUAUAUAGUAGUGCUGCUGAUAGUUUAAAGUCUUCGCCGUUCAAACCUAGCGUUUUCGAACGCCUGGGUAAGAAGACACCGGAUAUGUCGAAACCGCCGAUUAGUAUAGAGGAUUUAGAAGCUCUGCAGCAAGAUGUCCUCACGGAACGUCUCUCAUUGAACGAGUUGACGGACUUGAGGGAGAAAUUGCAAAAGCAGUUGAGUACGUCGGACGAAGGGGAGCAGGCCCGGAAAUCCCCGAUUAACACGACCGUCAGAAAUACCACGAUUUUGACUAAGAAAGCCGUGGAGAAAGCGGCCUCUGAUAGUAAGAGUAAACAACCUGAAGAUAAACCAGUUGUUAAACCUCCAGUUCCUAAUAAACCAGUGAAAGUGAUUAAAGAAGCGUCUAGUAUUUUCGGUACUGCCCUGUCGAGUAUCGAUAAUAAAAUCAUAGAGGGUGCUGGUAAAGGUAAAGAGAAGGAACGGAGGAACUCGAUCGGGUCGAAGAAGGAGGCGGAAGGUGUCGAAAAGAGUAAAGAAAGACGAAGUUCCAAGGAAGAUAAGAAAGGGGAGUCGUCUAGCCAUAAAAGUUCCAAAGAUAAAGAUAAGGAAAGAGAUAAGGAUAAGACUGAGAAGAAGAGUUCGGAGCAUAGGAGUCGCGAUAAGAAAGAGGAGGACAAGAAAGAUAAAACCAGGGAGCGGAAAGACGAAAAACGUGAUAAAGAUCGAAAACCUAAGGAAGAUGCGAAAAGACACGAAUCCGCGAAGAAGGAGCACGUUGACGAUAAAAAGAAGGAGGAGGUGCGGACUAAAGACGAAAAAGACAAGACUAAAGAGGAGGACGAUAGGAAAAAAGAUGAGGAAAAGAAGAAGGAGGAGACGAUUGAUAAACCGAAACCCGAGGAGUCAAAGCCCGCCCAACCCGUUUAUAAGAGACUGGCGGACAAAUACAACCCUAAACCUCGAAAACCGUCUUCAGAAGCGUCGUCACUACCCGACGUACCCAAAAAGGUUUCCGAAAGUAUCGAAAACAACAUGAAGACUAACCCUAUCCCGUUUCUGGAGGUCAACAGAUCUCCCCCUAAGUUACCAGCGUUGACUCUACCUCUACUAUCCCCCACCAGUUCGACUGGUACCGUUGAUAACGAAGUCGCUACGUUUACCCGAAAACUUAUACCGACUCCACAACCCGUGCCAAACCCUCAAAUCGCCACCAUUCCAAGCCACGUGACUAACAUUCUAGCCAAUCCGAACAACACGGCUUUGAUUAAUUCGGUCGUCAACCAAUUCAAAGCGCGACCCACGGCUUUAAUCCCGCCUAGUCCGAACGCGUUCCCGCCUCAGCCGGUCCCCUCGCCCAAUCAGAACUUCUCGAAUAAUAACUACGCCCCUAACGAAAUGGGCAACGUACAUUUUAAUCCCCCGAAUCAACAGAGUACGUUUUGGCAGGCACCGAACGCCCCUAAUCGAAUGCAACCCCCGCCUCAGAACCACCCCCCGCACUUGAUGAAGCACCCGCUCCCGGUACCUCAUCCUCACCCCCAGAACUUCCCGCAGCGUUCCUUCACCCCCAUCCCCAAUCAGUUCGACAACCAGAUACAACCCAUGGAUUACUACCCUCCGGGUAGUACCCCCACCCACAACCCCUUCAACCAUCAAGCGCCGCCCAUGUUGUCGCCGCAGUACGACAACUUCGAGCCGCGCCCGCCUCGCAAACCCAGCGACGAACCUUUCAAAAAAGAUCGAGAUUCGCGCUAUCGAGACGACUGGAGGCGGAUGGGGUCGCAGAGACCGCGUGACUAUCGCGAGCCCAAUCGCGAUCCGCGGCUGCACCGAGAGCGAGAGAGGGACAGAGAGAGAGAUAGGAAUUAUCGUGACGAUCAGAGACCGACGGUACGAAGAGAGGCGAGGGAGUACGAUCGUGACAAUAGGAAUAAGUUUAGAGACCCGAGGUUGAAUCGGUUUAGGUACGAACGCGACCCGGAGGCCAGUCGGGCGAAAUCGCCGAGCAGAGGACGGUCGCCGGCGAGGACACGAUCCCCGACGAAGUCGCCGGUCCGACAGAGAGCGAGGUCGGUGUCGAAGGAAGGCGAAGACACGUUCGUGUCACCUUUGGAUAGCUUAUAUUCCGGAAGCGACAGAGAUAGAAGAACGGGGAAGGGAUACGGCGUGCAGAACUUCAAAAUACCGAAGAUCAAGAAGGAGGAGGAUGCGGAGGAGGCGGAGCCUGACGCGAAGAAGGAGGAGGAAGUGAAAGCGUCAGUCGAGGAGAAGGAGGAGCCAAAGGAGGAACCCGCGCCCGUCGACGAUAAAAAAGAGCCGGUAGUCGAGGUUAAAGAGCCCGAAACGGAAGUUAAGGCCACCACGAGCACGGAAGUGGCUAAAGAGACACCCGAAAGCGACGAAAACGUGGCUUCGGCUAACGUGUCGUCGUCGACCGAGUGCGACAACAAAGAAACGACUGACGGUCAGUCGGAGGUGGCUAAAGACACAGCGGACGUUGGUGAAAUCUCGUCCACCAACGACAUCCCCGAGAACCAACAGGAAGUUAAACCCCUAGACGACGAAAGUCAAACUGACAUCAUCAACAAAUUCUUGAAGAAACUUCUCGAGAAUGAGCGGACUAGGGCGGCUGCCUCUCUUUUCAUCGACAACGUCUCCAAUUCGCUUGACGACGAGAAGUUGAAGAUCGUGGUGCAGACGGUGAAGUCAGCCGCGGUUGAAGAAGAACCCGAGAAACGCCCCGUCGUCAAGAAAAAGAAGAAAUUGGUGAAGAAAAGUAAGCUUAGUGCGAAGUUGGCGGCGAAGCGGAAGCAAGCGGUCCAGCGCAAACUGAGACUUCGGAAGCAGAGGAAACCCGUGCGGGUGAUCGACGACGACGACGACGACGACGAAGAAGAAGAAGAAACGAAAAAAGACAAGGAAAAAGAGGAAAAGAAAGACGAAGAAGUGGAAGAGGAAGAAGAAGAAGAAAAACCCGAAGAGGUAGUCGUUUCGGUCGGCGAAAGAAUCAAGAGUCGCAAACGCUUAGCCGCCAGUCCUCCCAAAAAGCGAAAAGUCAAGCACAAAACCGAGCUGGAUUUGCUCCACGAAGACAUCCAAGACAUGUUCAUUCGAGACGGGGUGUUGACAGCAACCGGAAAACGAAUGUGCAGGUUGCUGAAGAACGACGAAACUAAACCACCACCGCCGGAACCCAGACGAAGAACGCGAAACACGGCGGAAAAAUUCGACUCCAAAGCCAACUCGGAGAAGUUGAAAGCGAUGAGUAACGUCCGAGUUCUCAUACCCAAAAUCCCCGCCGACAAGCUGAGCGAAAUCGAGGACGAAAGUCAACGCUAUUCGUUGCGACGCUCCAGCAAAUCCAACAAGAGUUACGCGGAAGUGGACAGCGAAGACGAGAAGGAGAAGGAGCGCGAGAAGGAAAAGCAACGACAGAAGGAGCGGGAGGAAGAGCUCGAAAAGGAGAAGCAGCGGGAGAAAGAGCGCGAGAAGCAGAAGCAGCGCGACAAAGAAAAAGCCAAAGAGAAAGAGAAGGAGAAAGCCAAAACGAAAGAAAAGAAGAAGAAGAUCGAGAGCGACGACGAACCCGAGGAGAAAGUCCAAGACGAGAAGGACAAGCCCGCAACUCCGAAGAAAGUCAAGAAGAGAGCGAAAGCGUGGGCUAGCGGGGUUUUACCCAAACGGAAGAAGAAGAUCGUCGAGGACAAAGAAGACGAUUCGGAUAAGUCCUUCGAGUUGGUUGAGCCGGAUAAAAACUAUUUUUCGUCGAAGUUGUGGCAUUCGAAGACUCCUUGUAAGCUUUGCGACUACGACGGGAUGAAUAUUACGAAGCACUACCGCUCCCAGCACCCCGAAUCGGAGGUCUUGUCGUCUAGAUUGAGUCCGCAGAAGGCUGAAGAUGCGAUUAAACAGUCGCUCGAGUUGGGUUUAGACGAAAAGGAAGACGAGAUGCUUCUGUCGACGAAGAGAUUUUCGUUCGUUUGUCGCUUCUGUGAUUUAGAAAUGAACUGUCAACCGUCGAAUUUUUAUGACCAUAUUUCGACCCACACGGGAGAAUAUAGACACAUUUGUACGUUGUGUGAUUUCACCGCGUCUAAUAAUAAACCGUUACGGAUUCACUAUAGUAACGUUCAUGGUAAAGACGCGUAUAAUCGAGCCGCCCGGACUCGGACUCGGGUCUACGGGUACAUCUGCGUCGAGUGUAAUUUCGUACAAACGAACAAAAAGACCGUGGACACGCACGUCAACGUGUACCACCUAGGCGAAGGUAAACAAGUCCUGAAGAUACAUUUGUCCACCGGAAGCGACAAACGAAUCGGGAAGGAAGACAAGACUGAAGAGAAAAGUGAAGCGCAAGCGUUCGAGGAAGAGGUAGACGAAGAGCAAGAAGAGGAAGAAGAAGAGGAACCCAAACCCAAACGCAAAAAAACCGAAGAGCAACUACCCCCAUCUCCGAAACGUAUCAAGAAAGAGAGGGAGAUUGAUAUGACCGUGUUCACUUGUAAUACCGACAUUCAAGAAGAGAACGAGCAGAUCGAGCAAGAGCGCUUGCGCAAAAUGGCCGAGUUGAACGAGAGCGUGAAGAAGACGAAUCGCCAGAGUUUGAAUUUCGUCGACCAAUUGAGUAACCGCUUGUUGCAAGAGGAGAAGGAGGCUCCGCCUCCCGAGAUGGUCACGGUUAAGAGCGAACCAAUCGAUGACGAGUUCCUUCCGGAGCUCGAAGCGGAGUGUGUACCUGAGCCCGACGUUGACCCGGAACCCGUAACCCCGAAGAAACCCGUCAAGGUGAUGGAACCUCCCGUGUCGCCGAUUCAAGUGGUCCAGAAGGACAAUUCGCUCAUUCAGGGGAUGAUCCAGAAGUUGCAGGGGAAACUUAAGGAGGAGAAAAGUGUGGAUGGGCCGCCACCGCUGGCCCCUCUUGUGGAACGAGUCGAGGACGUGAAAGCUUUCCUGAGUGCUGGGUUCUUAAACAUAAGUAAGACUACCAACGGGUUGGAGUAUGCCUGUCGGGUACCGUCGUGUUUGUUCACCACGACGAACCGCGAUGGGUUCGUGACGCACUGGACUGAAGACCACACCCGAAUCAACCAGAGUUACAAAGCCACCAAGUGUCGGAUUUGUUCGCAGGAAGUGACAGCAACCGCGGGUGCGACGCUACUGAUCAACUUUUUCGCCCACGUCGAGAACGACCAUCUAUGUAAAAUCAAGACUUCGUUCAAUUCCGGGUUCAUCAGCGUCGACAAAGACCAAGACGGUUUUGACUACAUCUGUAGAGUCCACUUGUGUGGUUUCAUGACGAAAGUUCGCGAGGUGUUCGUCGAACACUUGAACGAACACGCAGACCUGGAUCCGUACAAGUCCACGGUCUGUGGGAUAUGUUUAGCCCCGGUGGGGUCUACCUCCACAGCUACCUUGUUAACCAAUUUGUUCGCGCACAUCGAGAACGAACAUCUCGAGGACGAGAAAAUUCCUUCUUCUCGUAGCGUGUUGCGCACGCGGCGACUAAGCGGCGACAAGCUAUCCAAAGCCAAGGAAGAAUCGCCCGAGGCGAAAGACGAGGAGGAAAAUCCUUUCCCGUUUAAAAUCUCGGGGGUUAUGUCGCUCGCGGACGAAACCGUGCCUCCGUUGUCGCCUCUUCGCGAGAAACCUCACAAAAUCGAGAGCGUCAUUCUAAAAGAAGCCAAGAUGACGGCUGCGGAGAAAACCGCGACUUGGAAGUCCACCGAAGCCAUGAAUAAAUUUUUGCAGUGUCCGCGCGAGUUGUACAAGUGUCCGCAGUUCUUCUGCAAGUACGCCACUGUGCUGCGGCACUUGUUCGAAGGUCAUAUUAAAGCGCAUGCGCGCGUCAGCGACGAGCUGGUUUCUUGCGUCUACUGCGACGUAAAAACGCCUUUAAGCCACGCGGGGCUUCACAUCGACUUACGCCACUCCAACUGCUUGUAUUCGUGCUCGCAUUGCUUGUACCGGGCGCUGAGCAAGGAGUACGUGAUGAUCCACAACAAGCUCAAGCAUAAGGAGACGGAUUUGAUUAUUUCGUUGCCGCCGAAGACGGCCAAGACGAUCAUGAUGAGCAAGCAGAAGCAGUUUACGGUGAAGGAGGCGUGUCCGCCGUAUAAGUGCGGGAGUCAAGGGUGUACGGCUGAGUUCUUGUACGUGAGCGACUUCUGCGCGCACUUGCAAGAGAACCAUGAUGGGGUGAUGGUUUGUGGGUUCUUGAACAACCAGCAGCGGUGUAACUUCCAGUGUUUGGUGGCGGAGAAUAUGGUGGAUCAUUGGAGGGUGCACAAUUGCUUCAAUUUACACUGUCUGGUGUGUAAGUUUGGGGCGAUGGAGAAGUAUAGUAUGUUGGAGCAUUAUUCGGUGACGCAUUCGAAUAUGGAGCCGCUGGUGGUGGAUAGGAGUACUUCGGCCACGAUCGAAAUCUCGAACACGGACGAAACCCCCGAACCCGCCUCUAAACUAACCCGAAAACGCCAAUUAGCCAACGCCCGCAUGAAAAAACACCGCCAAAAAAAGCGCGAAGAAGCCCACCAGAAAUCGGUCCCGCCAGACGAACAAACCGAAGAACAAAUUCGCCAGAAUAAAUUACAACGAAGACGCGAAUUAGCCAGGGAGUACUCCCAACGCUACCGCGAUAACAAACGCCUACUAAAAUUAGUCCGGGACUCGGUAACCCCCACUCCACCCAGCAACCAGGAAACCGUGGUCGACGAUCCACCCACACCCACGACCGUGGUAGACGACGACGACGACUCGAACGACUCUGUACAGGGCGGCAACCAAGGCUACUCUGACGUCGCCUGCUCGAAAAUCCGGUACCUCAACGACGAGCUCCUCGAAAGCGUUAAUGUGCAGCAGUUCACGAUCCUCCAGGCCGACAAACCCCAGUUUGUUCUGACCACGGAAAAACAGAGGGAGUCGCCAAAGCCCGUCGAACCCCCUAAGAACGUCACGCUCGUUCCGCUGUCCAUCCUCCAACCCAACUCCACCGAAAGCAAGAAGAUCAUCGCCAUCAUCCCCAACACCCCCACGUCCAAACCCGUGCAGCUGUUCACCGCUUUGAACAAAGAAACCUCGGCUGCACCGUUUGUUUUCGCGUCGACGUCCGCCGCCCCCGAAGCCGUUACUAAGGAGAAGGAGCCCGCCAAGGAAGACCCGGUGACGGUGUCGGUGGAGGAAAGCGAUAAUAGCGUGGACAAUAGUGGCGACAACAUCGUCGAUCCGUUGAGUCUCGAGGGUGAGAUAGCCAGUGUUGUGUUAGCCUCGGGCGACGAAAGCGACUCCCAGGAGCUCAACGAAGCCGGGGAUAUGUUGAAGAGCUUCGGGUUGAUCGGGUACCAGUUGUACCGGUGUGCGUUCUGCGAUAUUUCCUUUUCGAAUACUAAGGACUUCAAAGCGCAUACUAUGCAUUCGACGCAGUGCAGGGAUGCGAAUAACACGGCUAAACCCUACAAGUGCGUGCACUGCGAGAGGUUGUUUAAGAACCCGCACGGACUCCUGGAGCACAUACAAUACCACGGGCAGCUGCGGUUCGGGUGUUCGUUGUGCGUGAAGAAGUUCCCGUCGCCGUUUGCGUUACGGGUUCACAUGCGGGGUAAACACAGCGUGUCCAACACCAUCACCACCCCGGUGGUCCCGACCAAGACCAACAUGGACCGGGACGAGUUCAUCCUGCGUCCGGUGUCCACUAUGGACUCGGACAUGGGAAAAGAGGGACCCAGCAUACCCAUCCUGGGUGGACUCAAAUCCAUCUACAGCCCCGACGAAAUCGACAAGCUCCCGAAACGCUACAUCUUCAACUCCGACGUAAAGUGUGCUUUAUGUUCGUACAGUACCAAGGUACGCACGAACCUGGUGAGGCACCUCCAGUUCCACUCGGCGGAGAAGAGCGUCCCCGACAUCGCCCCAGUCAACCCAGUCCCAUGUCUAGACAAAAACGAACGCAUGUUCGACAAGAUGACCAACCUCGCGCUCAGCUCAAUCGCCGGGGCUACUUCCCGAAUGGGCGGAGUCAAAACCGAGCCGAAAGCUAUCAAGGAGGAGCAAAACCACGUCCCCGCCUACGUGCCCUUGAACCGGCGCUACGUGUGUUGCGCAGACGGCUGCAACUACCUCUGUCUCGAAGAGGCCAACCUCCGGCACCACUUGCACGCCCUCCACGUGCAAGAGCCGUCGUUCACGUGCGCCCACUGCAAACUGACCCUGAAGACGGACGUCGAAGUGUUUCUGAAACACCUCAAACUGCACGAUUUGCAUUUGUACAAGUGUUCGGGGUGCUCGUUCGUGCAUAAUCUGCGGCACAAGGUGGACAAGCACGCGGCGGAUAAGCACGAGAAGGGGGCCAAUACGAUCACGAUUCGGGCGCUGGAGGCGGAGAUUGUGGACGUGGAGCAAUCGGUGAUGAGUGUGGGCGUGGCUAGCGCGGUGGAUCCGCCUCCCGCGUCGAAUAUCAAGUGGACGAAGCCGUGGCAUUGCGGGAUGUGUAAAUAUCGGUGUGCGGCGAAGAGUGACAUUCUGGCGCAUAUUUUCAACAAGCACGAUAUAAAUGCACAGUUUAAGUGCACGUUGUGUUCGUAUAAGUCGGACGAUAAGAGUACUUUCGAGGGGCAUUUCAAGGAUGGUCACCCGAAUAGCGAGACUGAUAUUAUUUAUGUGUAUUAUAAGAGCGAGGGGACGGCGCAGGGGGGCGCUAGUCAGAAACAGUUUGAUACCACCCCGUUGUGGCAACGCGACAGGCCAAGGGUGCGACACAUCAGGGGGAUUUUAUUCGAGGAAACGUCGCCGCAAAAAGGGAAAAAAGGGCCCGUGGGGAGACCCAGCACGGUCGCGGUGGCAACGAGUAGUCCGACGACUCCGGUCACACCUACCACAACGAGUGUUAGUAAUAGUAGUAGUAGCGCAGAUGCGACACCCACCGGAAGUUCCAAUCUAGACCUUGCGAUAGACGCAGUCGCUAAAGGUAUAGACGAGUGCAGCAAAAACCUCCACGUCGGUAAAGAAGAAACCAAAGAAGCUCCCAAAAUCGACGAAACGGUGAUCGUCAUCGACGACGACGACGACGACGAAGACGAAACGCCAAGGCUGGACGAUAGCGCCGACAACGAGCUACUGAUCGACAUAGACAGCGGGGAAACCCCCGAAGUGAAAACCGAAGUCGAGAGGGAGUUUCUCAGCGAAGAUAUUUUGUUCAACAUGUACGGGAAGUUGUGCGCUCCGGUUGCCAAAGCGUUCAAGUGCCCGAUUUGUUUGAAGUACCGAAACAGGAAAGUGGGGCCGUUUGUUUACCACAUGUUGACGGAGCUGAAGUGCUAUAGGUUUAAGUGUAAUUCGUGCGAUUUUGCGUCGGUGACUUUCGACACUAUCGCUACGCAUUGUCAAGAGAAACACGAUAGUGUGAUUGCGAGCAACGUCAAGGAUAUACCGUUGGAUAAGACCGUGGAGUAUUGGCUGCAGAUACUUAUUAAGUAUCAAGCGAAGGCGAUUGUUCAGCAGAUUUUUAUUCCGACGGGAGAAGCGAGUUUGUCGUCUGUCGCUAAAUUGCGAUGUGAUUACUGCGACAAGUGGUUCAAAAACUUGCACCUUUUGAAAGACCACGAGCUCUACCACUGGGCCGACCACGUGUACACCUGCAACCACUGCCACUCCGAGCACGUCACCCUCAACGAGCUCUUCCAGCACACCUUCAUGUCGCACCCCACCUACGACGUGGACUUCUCCACCAGCGGCCCCUACGUGUCCAAGGUCCUCUUCUUGUUGAAGACCCCGCAGACGACGACGGCGCCGCCGCCGCAGCCCGGCGCCUCCACCGAGGAGGUCCAGUACGCGUGCACCCAGUGCUCGGAGGUGGAGCGCAGCGUCGAGGCGCUCCGCAAGCACGCCAGCGAGUGCCACGAGGGCGAGGAGGCGUCGUACAAGGUCGUGGUCAAGGCCAAGGUCCAAACCAUGUUCUGCUGCUCCCACUGCCACGAGCGCGGCCCCGAGAAGGUCCUGCGCGAGCACCACCGCGAGAAGCACGACGCCCUCAAGUUCACCAUCUACCAGUACAUCUGCCUGGAGUGCUCGGGGACCUUCCUCAACAUCAAGGACCUGCGGGCGCACUUCGGGAAGGCGCACAGCGGCAAGAAGCUGACCUACAGCUGCAUCGAGAACAAGCCGGGCGGCGCCAAGGAGCAGUUCUGCUGCACCAAGUGCCCGUUCAGGAGCUGCAGCGUCAGCGGCAUCCGCGGCCACCUGCGCAAGCACCUGCGGCCCAUCGACUGCCUGCUGUGCGGGGCGACGUUCAUCUUCCCGACGGAGGCGCGCGCGCACCACAACAAGGAGCACGUGCACAGCGCGGAGCGCGUGGAGGAGAACAAGGACAAGCUGAAGGAGUACGAGGACCUGGUGCAGCAGAUCGUGGCGGCGAAGGAGCGCGGGGACACGUCGGCGGCGUUCGCGCCGCCGCCGAGGAAGAUGCUGGCGAGGAAGUCGACGGGGGCGCCGUUCGUGAGGGAGUACUCGUUUUACGGGAGUAAAAAGGAGGACGCGGACUUGAAGGGCGUGUCGACGAGUAUUGAGGUUAAUAAAGUUACGAAGAAGAUGAGCGCGGAGCAGUUUAGUAAUCUUUUCAAUAUUUUUCCAGUAGUCGAAGUGAACGAUUGUGAGAGUAAGGAGGAGGAGGCCUGACACAAGGUGACCUUGUCUCCGAUUGAGUUUAGUGACGGUGACGAAGACUUUUCCAUGGAGGACGUGUUUGAUGAAAUCAUCGACCAGAUUCCGGAUAAUGUGAUCUUGCAGUUGAUGGAGGAGAGUUGACUACCGAUGUAGGGUUAAGCGUAGCGAUUAGGGCGUGUACAUAUAGGUUAGGAGAGGUUAGAUAUUUUAUAAGGAGGAUUUUUUAUUUGAUAUUUAACGAUUAAAAAGCUUUGCGAUUACA
Zophobas morio is the source of this 11426-nucleotide messenger RNA. RefSeq lists its product as uncharacterized. The record is from RefSeq and is a predicted model, not a curated record. Gene Ontology annotation, cellular component: nucleus. The transcript has 11 exons. Lineage: Eukaryota; Metazoa; Arthropoda; Insecta; Coleoptera; Tenebrionidae. Bases 95 to 11176 code for a protein of 3693 amino acids. Gene Ontology annotation, biological process: regulation of gene expression.